Molecule: messenger RNA, 711 nt
Organism: Thermochaetoides thermophila DSM 1495
Lineage: Eukaryota; Fungi; Ascomycota; Sordariomycetes; Sordariales; Chaetomiaceae
Exons: 2
Coding region: 1-711 (236 amino acids)
Source: RefSeq, a predicted model, not a curated record
AUGUCGGACUGGAAACAAGAAUAUCUUCAGGGCAUCAGGAAUGCCGAAAAGCAACACCACCCUAUCGACCGUGCCUCGGAUAAGCAAACAGCCUGCCUGGGUCUUCGCUUACACAAGUCCACUGACGGCUCAUCGCUAGAUUCUCAGCUGGUUGACCGGAUUGCAGUGUUGGAAGCUGAAAAAGCUGCCCUCCAAGCCCAAGUAGAGAGCGCAGCUGCAUCGUCUCCUGCCACUGCUCCCGCACCUGCCCCAACCUCCUCCGGCAAGGUCUCGCCUGCACCGUCUGCGUCUCCUAAUUCCAGUUCCGAGGAAGGCCAACUCAUUGCGCGACUCCGUCUCGAGCUCGCGGAAGCCCUUCGGUCCAAGGGCCAGUUCCAGCACCGGCUGGAGAUUGCCGAGCAGGAGCUCUCCCGCUUGCGUGCGAAGACAACUGCUGAUUCGAAAACUAUUCGCGAGCUGACCGCUGAGCGGAAAACUCUGACCAUCAAACUCAGGGACAGGGAGGAAGAACUACGCGUGAAGACCAAGAUGAUCGCCGAUGUCCAGGACGAACUAGCUGUGCUCAACAUGCAACUCGAUAUGGUCGAGAAGCAGAGGGCAGAAAAGGAAGCUGAGAACAAGCAGCUCAUCGACCGGUUCAUGAAGCGAGUUGGCGAAGAGGCCGAAGCUUUAAAUCUGGCAAACGAGCCCUUGUUCAACAGAACAAGGUGA